Messenger RNA from Hemibagrus wyckioides, 1272 nucleotides. It is a transcript of the gene cnot9, whose product is annotated as CCR4-NOT transcription complex subunit 9. The record is from RefSeq and is a predicted model, not a curated record. NCBI's taxonomy places the organism in Eukaryota, Metazoa, Chordata, Actinopteri, Siluriformes, Bagridae. Gene Ontology annotation, cellular component: P-body; CCR4-NOT core complex; CCR4-NOT complex. The transcript is spliced from 8 exons. Bases 164 to 1057 code for a protein of 297 amino acids. Gene Ontology annotation, biological process: mRNA catabolic process; negative regulation of translation.
UCCGAUUGUAGCCUAACGUUAGCCUCGGCUAAACCUGUGGCGCUUGCGCGAGCGUUUGUUUUCGCCACAGCGGCUUUCUUCAUGAAAACUCUAGAUAUUUCCAGUGAGGAGUGAAAAAGGUGCGAAUUAACUGCUGGAGUCAGGUUUAAAAACGGUUCACAACAUGCUGGCCACAGGAGCGGCGGUGAGCACAACCAUGGCACAGGUGGAUCGGGAGAAGAUUUACCAGUGGAUCAACGAGCUGUCCAGCCCGGAGACCCGUGAGAACGCCCUGCUCGAGCUCAGCAAGAAGCGCGAGUCCGUCACCGACCUGGCCCCCAUGCUCUGGCACUCGUGUGGCACCAUCGCCGCACUUCUUCAGGAAAUCGUGAACAUCUACCCCUCGAUUAACCCCGCAACACUGACGGCUCAUCAGUCCAACAGAGUGUGUAACGCGCUGGCGCUGCUGCAGUGUGUGGCCUCACAUGUGGAGACACGCUCUGCGUUCCUGGCGGCUCACAUCCCCCUGUUCUUGUACCCAUUUCUUCACACUGCCAGUAAAACAAGACCCUUUGAGUAUCUUCGCCUCACCAGCCUCGGAGUCAUCGGGGCGCUGGUAAAGACAGAUGAACAAGAAGUGAUUAACUUCCUGUUGACGACAGAGAUCAUUCCCCUGUGCCUGCGGAUCAUGGAGACGGGCAGUGAGCUCUCAAAAACGGUUGCAACAUUCAUUCUGCAGAAGAUCCUGCUGGAUGACACGGGCCUAGCCUACAUCUGCCAGACCUACGAGCGGUUCUCUCACGUCGCCAUGAUCCUGGGAAAGAUGGUGCUGCAGCUGUCUAAAGAGCCAUCAGCUCGGCUGUUGAAGCACGUCGUGCGCUGUUAUCUACGGCUCUCAGAUAACUCCAGAGCGAGAGAAGCUCUUCGUCAGUGUUUACCAGACCAGCUGAAGGACACAACGUUCGCACAGGUGCUGAAGGACGACACAACCACAAAGCGCUGGCUCGCUCAACUGGUCAAGAACCUGCAGGAGGGACAGGUUACAGACCCACGUGGCAUACCACUACCUGCCCAAUAACACACACACCAUUCAGAAACAGGGUCUCUUGCUGACAGGAAUUUUUUUAUCUCACACACACACAGAGUGGACUGAUCUCAUGUACAAGGGCACUUACACAUGAGUUAUUUUGCCAAUAUUUAAAAAGUUUAAUGUUGGUUAUUAUUAGUUUUUGGAAAUGUUUCAGUAAAUUCUGCUGGCUGUUUGACCGGAACCAAAAUGUAGUCAUGUUUUUC